Molecule: messenger RNA, 718 nt
Organism: Nanorana parkeri
Lineage: Eukaryota; Metazoa; Chordata; Amphibia; Anura; Dicroglossidae
Product: NADPH oxidase organizer 1-like
Exons: 6
Coding region: 5-718 (237 amino acids)
Biological process (GO): superoxide anion generation
Molecular function (GO): superoxide-generating NADPH oxidase activator activity; protein binding; phosphatidylinositol binding
Source: RefSeq, a predicted model, not a curated record
AGGGAUGAACAGAUAUCCAGUGGAAGCAAAAGCAGUUGGACUAGUGCAGCAUGGGAGGCAGAAGCUGUACAUCUUGUCCAUUCUGUGGUCUGAUCGCAAUAACAUCAUCAUAUACAGAACCUAUGACAGCUUUAAGGAGCUCUCAAAACUGCUUUCAAAUACCUUUCCGCUUGAGGCCGGGCUGGUCAAUAAGUCGGACAGAACUCUUCCCGUGCUGAAAGAUGUCCCCCUGCUCUUCUGGACUAGAUUCUCCUCCCGUUUCUUGGAGAGACUUCGUCUAUUGGAGGUUUACUCUGAGGAGCUCCUCCAAACCGACCCCAAAAUCUCUCAGUGCGAGGACGUUGUUUCCUUUUUCUCUCCUAACAACCAGGACCUGGCCCCAUCCUUCCCUGAAAACAGUCUAGUGAUACUGCCGUCAGAAAAUGACCAGAAGCAAAGAGUGGUGGUCUCCCCAUCAAAGUCAUAUGAGCCCAACACACAGCCCAUCGUAUCAGAACCUUACCUAUGCAUUGACGCCUAUGAAACUAAAGACACCAAGAACAGGCCAUUCAAGGUCCAGAAGAAUGAACAAAUAGAUGUCCUCAUGAAAGAUGCUACUGGCUGGUGGUUGGUGGAAAAUAAAGAGAAGUGUCUGGCUUGGUUUCCAGCACCGUACCUAGCAAAGCCAAAGUCGUCGUACAUGGAAUUCAAGGAUAAAUCAUUUCAUAGAGGUAAUUGA